Messenger RNA from Protomyces lactucae-debilis, 1250 nucleotides. RefSeq lists its product as uncharacterized. The transcript has a single exon. The record is from RefSeq and is a predicted model, not a curated record. Bases 194 to 763 code for a protein of 189 amino acids. NCBI's taxonomy places the organism in Eukaryota, Fungi, Ascomycota, Taphrinomycetes, Taphrinales, Protomycetaceae.
UAUCUUGUGUCUAAGAAUGCGGUGAAUUGGAACGAUGCUGAAAUGGAUGCUCUGACUGCCGCAUCGUCUGCGCAACUAGAAUCAUCAGGACAAGUAGAGAACGCCUUGUUUGUUGCUCUCUUUACAAACUCGCCGACAGCGUAAACUUUCUUUCAUCUUCACAAGCGCUAACAUUAGUCGACGCGUCCAGGUAAUGCGACUCCUGACGAGACUGGCAUCAAAGCUCGAGGCUUCUGCCGAGGCACGACUGCAAACUGUGAUGCAGAUUCCCCGGGAGUGGUUCUUUGAAGCAAAGGCGCUCCGGGCACGCCACGAACAGAGAUUCUGUGACGAAGCCCAUUUUUUACUUAUCGCAGGGCUUUCGAUUGAUGCCCAUGAAACGCUGGUCCGUCACGUCGGACCUGAUUGCAUCAUUUCCGGAGAUCUCGAGCCACUCGCAAAAGUUCUCAGAGCCUUUACAUCUGUCGAUAACAUACCAAAUUGGUCGUUCGGUGGACGUGUCUAUCAAAACGCGAUCGCCCUGGUAGAGGGCCAAAAUACCGCUGGAAGUCAUGCUUUUGCAAAAGAAAUUGUGAAGACUUUGCCAUCCAUGUCGACUUCGAGUUUCAAGCAAAAGGUGGCGAUCAACGAAAUUGGUUCAAUGUGCUUACAGGUGCUGCCAUCGGCAGAGAACUUGCGACCCAAGUUCAAGCUUGCCAGUCAUGACGCUUUCUCCGUCAAGGCUCACAGCGCGUUGCAGGCUUUUCGAUCGCUUGCAGCAUGACCUAUAAUCAAGUGCACAAAAAAGAUGUUUUGCAAGUAGAAUUGAAGAAGCAACAUGCUCUUGCCUAAGAUGCGCAUUGAGCAGGCCUUAUUUACAGCCGUGUCGCGCAUUUACAAGAUCGAGUGCCUCGAGCCAGACCGCUUGACGAAAUCGCGUACGCGUCCUUUGCAAUGUGGGCCAGGCAAUAUGUAUUGACGGCCUACGAUUCUCAUGAAAGAUCAUCCAUCAUGAAAGACAGAAACUUGUCUUUACUCAGCUUUCGCUUCUGUCCUUGCUGCUGUCGAUGAGCGUCAGCCAUCAAAGUCCUUGGAUUGUAGUUCUGGGCGAUGUGCCUAACUCUGCAAAUCCAAACAAAGAAUCAGAAUGCAACCGUUGAAGCUAGCCAGCAGAAGACUGUGCUUUUCUAGAGCGCUGGGUUUAGAAAAGGCAGCAAGAUAUAGCAUGUACGAUAGCUCUUUACCUUAUUUGUUAAAAGAAGACCCCAAAA